Molecule: messenger RNA, 2364 nt
Organism: Corylus avellana
Lineage: Eukaryota; Viridiplantae; Streptophyta; Magnoliopsida; Fagales; Betulaceae
Product: Octicosapeptide/Phox/Bem1p family protein
Molecular function (GO): protein binding
Source: RefSeq, a predicted model, not a curated record
GAAUAAAAGACAAUCUUGUAUCACAAGAUAAUGAAAAGCACCAACUUCCAUUAGCCCAACUCUUCCUCCACCAAACCCACAACCUCAACUGAAAAGACCCCCCCAUCUCCAAUGGAUCCACCACCUCUCCCACCCCUCCCCACCGCCGCUUCCACCACCAAUGCCACCACCAUCCAAGCGAACUACCCAGACUCGGCCGACUCCUCCCCGCGCUCCCGCCACGCAGAAACCAGCUGGCUCGACGAGCCUCUCCCUCCUGUCCCAGGCGCCAAGCUCCGCCUCAUGUGCAGCUACGGCGGCCACAUCAUCCCCCGCCCCCAUGACAAAUCCCUCUGCUAUGUCAGCGGCGAGACCCGCAUCGUGGUCGUCGACCGCCACUCCUCCCUCUCGGACCUCUGCUCUCGUCUCUCCCACACUCUCCUCAACGGCCGACCCUUCACGCUCAAGUACCAGCUUCCCCACGAAGAUUUGGACUCCCUUAUAUCCGUCUCCACCGACGAAGACCUGGAGAACAUGAUCGAAGAGUACGACCGUACGACCUCAGGGACGAAAUUGAAACCCGCUUCACGUCUGCGUUUGUUUCUCUUUUUCUCCAAGCCCGAGGCUGCAGCCUCCAUGGGAUCGCUCCUCGACGAUGCCAAGUCCGAGACGUGGUUCGUCGACGCGCUCAACCAUGCCGGGCUACUUCCUAGAGGGCUGUCUGAUUCAGCAACUGGGUGCAUGUUAAAUCUCGAUGGGGUUCGCGGUAGUGAUUCUUGCAACGAUUUGGAGGCUCAGGUAGCUGAUAAUUCUUUGGGUGAUAAUAACAAACAGGUGACGAGCAAUGUUCAUGAUGUGCAUUCGAUGCACGAUUCACCUAUGGUGGAGAACUCUUCAUCAUAUGGGUCAUCUUCUUCGUCGCCUUCCAUGUCUAACCUGCCUCCUAUUCGUGUUCGUGUUGAGGAUCAGAAGCUUGGCAUGGAGGAACAGUUUGCGCAGAUAAGUUUUGCGCCAAGUGGGUUGAAGCAAGAUGAUACGUUUGGUGUUUUGUCUGCUCCUCCUCCUUCACUUCCUACAGUUAUGGCUUCUGCAAGUACUGCGGCGUCAGCGGCUAUUCCUACGGCUGUUUCUAAUGAGACGGCGAGUCGGGUUUUCUCCGAUGAUGAGAGAUCGGAUCAGGGGGUUCCGGUUGGGUUUCGAAAGCCUCCAUUGCCGCUGCAGCCAGUGCAUAUGAAGGCUUGUGGAGGACCUGGAGGUUAUAGUCUGCCUUCGCCGGAUUCGGUUGCCAGCGAUAGUAGCAUCGCAUCUGCGAGCUCCGUCUCAAAACCUUUGUACUAUCAAGACCAAGUUCAUGCUGCCCAUAGAGACAACAGAUCUCCUAAUAGCCCAAGUACAAAGAAUGAGAUUCCUGAUUCAAGUUCCCGAACCACCCAACAGCAACAAGUUCAGGAUUCUGGCUACAUUUUGGAUCAACAGCAGCAACAACAGUUUCUUCAUGCCAGUGCACAUUACAUGCCUCACCCUGCAGCCACAGGUCAAGCGCCAAUGUCAUCUUACUACCAAGUGUAUGCUCCAACUUCACAGCAGCAGCUUCAUCACCCAACAGAUCAGCAAUAUUCGUUGUAUGUAAUGCCCUCUGUUGCACAGGCACAAUCAUACACCAUGUCUAUGCAAUCUAACAUAGCCGACACGACCGGAGCGGCUGCACAUCCUGCCAUGUUUGCUGCCUCUGCAGCUUACAAGGAUGCAAUUCCACCCAUCUACCCCACAAAGACGACGACCGCUGCUAAGUCGGAAAUGGCUUCCAGCAUAUACAGAACAGCUGUGGCGGCAGCGAAUCCUCAAUUUGUUCAAGUCCCAUCUAGGCAGUUUCAGCAACAAUAUGCAGGGUUUCAUCCAUCUCAGUCUAUAGCUGUUGCUUCAUCUGCUGCUGGGAAUUAUGGGUUUGAAUACACCAACCAUCCAAAUCAUGAACAAGUUUACUACACUCACCAAGCUGCUCCAUUGCCUCCUCAAUACCAAACCAUGACAGCAGCAGCUGCUAUAGCAUUAUCAGAUGCUUCAAACCAGCUGCCUACAGAGUCUCUGCAGCAGAUCAGAACCUCACAGCCACUCUAGUUCAACUAGGCAAAUAAAUACAAUUUUGAAAGGGAUAAUAAGCAUACUUUCUUCAUUCUUCCAUGUAGCCAUUCUCUUGGGAAAUGAAGGUGGUUGAUGCAUCAGAUCAUAUGGUAAAAAUCUUCCAUGUUUAACUAAUACCAUCAGGCAAGGUCCAGGUUAAUAUAUAUCUGCAGAUAAUUAAAUUUGAACUGUUGGAAAAACUACUGAAAAUGUGCUGUAAUUUUUUGUUUUUUUAGCAGCUAAACUAAAUCCAAUAAUCUUUCA